Molecule: messenger RNA, 4611 nt
Organism: Schistosoma haematobium
Lineage: Eukaryota; Metazoa; Platyhelminthes; Trematoda; Strigeidida; Schistosomatidae
Gene: VAT1L
Product: Type I Polyketide synthase
Exons: 9
Coding region: 333-1652 (439 amino acids)
Molecular function (GO): oxidoreductase activity; zinc ion binding
Source: RefSeq, a predicted model, not a curated record
UAGUAAUCAACUAUACUCUUUAAGUUUAUAUCAAAUUACCAAUCAUAAAUAGGAUAUAUUUGGAUCGAUGAUCAUUAUCCCUUAUUAUUGAUAGAAACAUAAGGGAAAAGGGGAGGGAAGGGAAUUAUGUAUAUCCUAUUCUCAUAGUUUCGUUGACUAUGUAACUUAUUUCAAAACUAAGUUGUUAUAUUGUAUGUUGUAUAAUUAAGUCUAUUUAAAUCGAUAAAUAGAAAAAUGUUAGUAAAUAAAAACCAUCUGUUUUAUAAUUUAGUAGUAUUUCUCUUUUGCUCUCUAUCACUUUUUUUUAAAAAAGAUUAAUUAACUCAUUAAACAUGCCUGAAGAAACAGAAGUUAACAGUGGGAUAACAGAGAAUAAAACUGUUGAAACAACAGAAUUAAUAAAGGAAAAUGUGAUUGUUUCAGAGAAAGAAAUUAAAACUUAUAAAUGUGUAACUCUUGGAGCAUUUGGUGGUUCAAAACAUAUUAGAAUAGAUAUGAAUGAAGUGAAAUCAGUAGGGAAAAAUGAAGUUGCUAUUGAUGUACAAGCAUGCGGUAUCAACUUUCUUGACAUAAUGACAAGACAAGGUCUUAUUGAUCAAGCGAUGAAACCUCCAUUCAUUUUGGGAUCUGAAUGUACUGGAAUUAUUAGUGAAGUCGGUGAAAAAGUGACAACUUAUAAGGUUGGUGAUCCAGUUAUAGUUCUACUUGAUAAUGGUGCUUGGAGUGAACGUCUUGUAUUACCAUUUAUAGAAAAAGCUAACACUAAUCAAACAAAUUCAACAACACAAUCUGGAGAUGUUGAAUGUACGGAAUCUAAUGAAUUUGGAAAGAUCAAGUCAAUUAUAUUACCAAGACCAAAAACAUUAGAUGUUAAUAAAGCUGCAAUUAUUAGCUUUGCUUAUAUUCCAGCUUAUAUUUUAACUUAUCAUAUACUUAAUGUUCAUUCUGGUGAUAUAGUUUUGAUAUUUUCAGCUGGCGGUGGAGUAGGAACUGCUUUAGGACAAUUAAUGAAACUUAUACCAAAUGUAACUUUAAUUGGUAUUGCUUCUAAGGCAAAACAUGAAAAGUUGACAAAAAUCUAUGAUAUAUUGUUAGAACCUGAUCAAGAUUGUGUAACAGAAAUUAAAAAGCUUUAUCCUAAUGGAAUUGAUGCAAUUUUGGAUUGUAUUAGUGGACCAGAUACAAAUAAAUUGUAUGGUAUAUUAAAACCAUUAGGAAAGCAUAUCAUUUAUGGUAUGUCAAACUUAGUCACUGGAGACAGGAAAAACUUUUUAAACUUAGCAAAACAUUGGUUUCAUAUAGAACGUAUUAAUCCAUUGAAAUUACACGAUGAAAAUUUACUGUUAGGUGGAUUUUCAUUAAAAUCACUUCUCUUCUCUCGUGAUCCUAAUCAAACAGAAACGAAUAAAUUAAUUAUUGACGUAUGGAAUGAAUUAACAAAAUUAAUCGACAGUCAAAAAAUUGAUCCAAUAGUUGAUAGUCAGUGGUAUUUAGAUGAGACUAAAGAGGCUAUGUUGCGUUUACAAGAAAGGAAGAAUAUCGGUAAAGUUGUUUUAAUCCCUAAAUUGAAGGAAAAAGAUGCUGAAGAAGCGGUUGAAAAUACUGAGAAGCCGACAACAGAUGAAACAUCAACAAAUUCAACAGCUAAAUAGUCAGUUUCUUAUGAAUUACUACAUAAACAAAAAAAAACAGACUGCUUGAUUUAUUAUUUGUUUUGUCUUCCUGUCAUAAUUUGUGUUGCCAUUUAUGUGAUGUGUGUUUUAAUGAUCACUUCAUUAGAAGAUAAACUCCAUAUUUCAACAACAACAACAACAACAGCAAAGAAGAAGAAGAACAACAACAACUAAGUGUGACUAAUGAAUGUUCCAUAGAGAUGAAGUUUUCAUAAAGUCAUUUCACCUUAUCUUUUCAUCUUUUUUUCUAAAUUGUUCGUUGAUAUAUGUUGUGAAGAGCUAUUAGUUGAUACCAGCAUAUAAACAACAUUUUUAUCGUAUGUCAAUAUAUGAUUUUUCUAUUGAAAACUAUUCAUCUUGUGUUUUGUUUGGUUCCGCUUUUUUUUUGUUUUGAAUAAACAAAAAUAUCGAUUUGUCAUUUUCAAUGUUCAAUGUGAUGUGAUAUUAAUCAUUUGGUUAUUUUUUAAUCGUUUUCUUUUUUCUUUUUUUCUUUUCUUUUUUUUCUAUUUUUAUUUUCAUUGACCUAUUUGUUUAAAUUGGGUUAUAUUUGUUGAUUCAUAAUGGAAAUGAAAUUUUUGUGUUUGUUUAUUUGUUUUGUUUGUUUUUGGUUUUACAUUUACUUUAUAGUCAAUAUCACUAUUGUUAUCAUUGUUAUCAUUAAAAUGAAUGUUAUCAUGUUACAGAUUUUUUAGAUAACUACAUUCUUAUAUGUGAGUGUUCCACUGAAACUAGUAUCCUCUUGUUAAGUACAAUCAUGAAACUAAUAGUUUCUAAGUAAAAACAAAUGAAUAUGUGCUAUGACUGAUAUAAAUCAGCUUGAUUUAAUUUGAUGUAAGUAAUGAGAAGAAGAACUUUUGAAUAGAUUAGCCAAACUGAAUCUAAUGAAUAUCGAAGCUACAAUUAUAAACCUUCUUAUAAAUGUUAUCACAUUAACAAUCGAAAACAUUAGCAUGUAAAUCAGACAAGUCAAGAGUGGGAAAGCGGUGUGACUAGAUAGAAUACCGUAUGAAGCACUGAAAUCGGACAUAAAAUCAACUACAAUCUUGUUGCACAUUUUAUUCAGAAAGGUUUGAGAGGAGUAACAAGUGCCUACAGAAUAGAAAGAAGGACACCUCAUCAAUGUAUCAAAGAAAGGAGAUCUGAGCAAAUGUGAGAACUACUACUGUCAGUAACAGGAAGGAUUUGCAACUGAGUGUUGUUGAACCGGAUUAAAGACUAAGUAGAGGACUAGCUCCGAGAUCAACAAACCCAAUUCCAUAAGGAUCAGUCGUGCACAGACCAAUUCACGACACUACAGAUCAUCGUUGAACAACCAGUUGAAUGGAACUCGUCACGAUACAUCAAUUUCCUCAACUAUGAGAAGGAGUUUGAUAGAGUGGAUAGGAGAACAUUAUGGAGACUUCUUCGACACUAUGGAGUGAGUAGCUGGGAAUAUCGUCAACACCAUCCGAAGUUCAUGAGACGAACUACACUGCUAAGCGGUGCAUAGAGGACAGCUGACAGACACAUUCCAAGUGAGGACCGGAGGUAGACAAGACACCUUACUCUCCCCAUUCCUCUUUCUUAUGGUGGUUGACUGGAUUAUGAGGAGUUAGAUAUCUGAGGGGAUACAUGGAAUAUAAUAGACAGCUCGGAAUCAAUUAAAAGAUUUGGACUUUGCAGAUGAUCUGGUUCUUCUGCCCCAUACACACGAACAAAUGCAAAUAAAGACAACUAGUGUAGCAGAAGACUGUGCAGCAGUAGGCCUCAACAUACACAAAGGGAAAACCGAGAUGCUCAAAUGCAACAUGGAGAACAUCAACCUAAUCACACUUGAUGGAGAAGCUCUGGAAGAUGUGGACUCUUUCAUGUACCUGGGAAGCAUCAUCGAUGAACAUGGAGGAUCGGAUACACACGUAAAGGCGAGGAUUGGCCAAGCAAAGGCCACAUUCCUACAAUUGAAGAAUAUACGGAACUCAAAACAACUUUCAACCAAUAUCACAGUCACAACCUUCAAUACGAACGUCAAGACAGUUCUACUGAACGGAGCUGAAACUUGCAGAACUAUUACAACCAUCAUCAAGAAUGUACAAGUAUUUAUGAAUAGCUGUCUAUUCAAGAUACUCAAUAUCUAUUAGCAGGAUACCAUCAGCAACAGCGUACUGUAAGAGAGAACAAACCAGCUGAAGAGGAAGUUAGGAAAAGAUGUUGGAAGUGGAUAGGACAUAGAAUACGGAAAUCAUCAAACUGCAUCACGAAACCUGGAGAACUACGAAAGCCAUCAUUCAGAAGAUAAAAGUGUUUAUUGACAGCUGUAUACACAAAAUACUUCGAAUCUGUUGGCCAGACUCUGUUAGCAACAACCAACUGUGGGAGAAAACAAACCAGUUCCCGGUGGAGGAAGAAAUCAGGAAGAACCGCUGGAAGUGGGUAGGACACACAUUGAGGAAAGCACCCAACUGUGUCACAAGGCAAGACCUCAUAUGGAAUCCUCAAGAGUUUUGUGGAGAUUUUGGAAAUUUCAAUAGUUGAAAUCAUGAGUCAAUUGAAGCUAGACCAUCAUGAAAAACCUUGAAGCACUGAACGGCCAUUUCGUCCCAGUAUAGGACUCCUCAGCAGUGCGCAUUCACAAUCCCGCCCCCUCAGUACCUAUUAGUCUCGCUCACGAGCGCUUAGCCAUUAGACCACUGAGCUGGACGAUAUCCAACGGUGUUAAUAUUUAACUUCAACCAAUCCACAAAAUUGUUCCAUCUUACACCGUACAACCUUUUUUAUAAUAAUUAUAAUAAUAAUAAAAACAAACAAACAAACAACUAAUUAUAUUUAAGAAGUUUAUAACAUAAUUUCACAGAAUUAUAUAAUGGAAUAUUUUCCCAUUUUGUAUAAAUCAAUAAAUCAAUAUGUUUUCUAGAAUAUAUAAUAAAAAUAAAUAAUGUAAUAAUCAAUAAAAAAUAUGAUA